UGUGAUUGCAAUAAGAAAGUCUCAGUGGAUCAUCCAUCAGUCAUCGCACUUAUGUACAUAUAUACAUAUGUAUAUACAUAUAUCUAGUAUACUCGUACAUAUAUAUAAUAAGGCGUGCGCGUGGUGAAAAUCGUUUCGAUUCAGAGCAAGAAGUGCUUAAAUAAAAUCCGAACAUAUGUGUUACAAUGCAAAACUGUUUUGAUACGAACAAUAACAGUUGAAAUAAUUAUCGUCGAUACUUAGUAUCAGAGCAACAAGAAAAAAAAAGAAAGAACAAGCCGUUUGCUGCUCUGGCUUCUGCUUCUCAUUCCGUAUAGAAUUCGUUUUUGGUUCGCUACGCUCGCUCUCAUACUUGUUUUGUGUUUUGUGCCCUCGUUCGUUAAGGGCAAGGACAGUGAAUAAAUUAAAUACAGCUGAUUUCCUCUCUGUGUGCUAAGAUUGACACAGACGGGCUCUACAAUAAGAACUACAACAACAACUGCUGAGGCAAGCACACACACACACGCACACACUUUAAACGGUAAACGCACAGAAGCUUUGGGAACUACAAGAGACGGGGAACGCAUGCGCAAAGCACCGUCAGAGACAAACAUACGAAGAAGCCUAACAAAACAAAAUAAAUCGUGUAAACAGCAGCUGAGCAGCUGAGCAGCCGACGCCGCCGUGAAAGCAAAAUCUCAAUCUCAGUCUCGCAGCCCCAUAGUCUCCGCUGCUUAUUUAAAACGCCGACGCGGCAGCAACAAUCAAUCAGAACAUUUAAAGCCGCUCAGCGUGCAGCAUCGCAUGCCGAGCUUACGCAACAACAGCGAGUAAGUGUGGAAACACAGUUAGGACAGGCAGAUUGCUUUCAAAGUGAUUGCCGGCUAAAUAAAAAUAAAUAAGAGAAGAGAAUAAUAAUAAAAAAGUUGAAGCCACAAACCGACGUGCUUGCCCGAUAAAUUAAACAAUUAGUGUUUUCAUUCUGCUGUCAGCACUGACCAAACAUUAGCAAAUCAAUUCACGAAGUUUUGCAAUUUGCAUUUCAAUCGUUUAUUUCGAUUGUGAAACAAAACCCAGCGAACAAUCAUCAAAGUGCAACGCGUGUUAAGCAAUCGAAUACAAUCGCACUACCGAUUACCAAUUCGAAAUACACACACAGAAUCAACUUUAAAGAGAUCUAAUAAGCCUUAACACACAAUCACCACAAUGUCUACGUCCAAGGAACAAAUAUUUUCCAGCACAGAGAAGGAUAUCGAGAAACCUGAGCUUGGAAUCAAGACAACACGGUACUUUGUCACGUUCAUGCUCUUCCUGGGCAUGGCCAACGCCUAUGUGAUGCGCACAAAUAUGUCCGUGGCAAUUGUAGCCAUGGUCAAUCAUACAGCUAUUACAGAUGGUCAUGAGGAGCUUGUGGACGAUGAAUGUCCCGACCGAGAGUUGCCCAGCAUUGAUAAUGGGCAAGAUGGCGAUUUCGUUUGGAAUUCGAAACUGCAAGGAUUCAUUUUAUCCUCGUUCUUCUACGGCUAUGUCAUCACACAAAUCCCGUUCGGCAUUCUGGCCAAGAAAUAUGGAGCACUACGUUUCCUGGGCUGGGGCAUGUUAAUCAACUCGGUGUUCGCAUUCCUUGUGCCUGUGGCAGCGCGUGAAGGCGGCGUCUGGGGUCUGUGCAUUGUGCGUUUCAUUCAGGGAUUGGGCGAGGGUCCCAUUGUGCCCUGCACUCACGCCCUCUUGGCCAAAUGGAUUCCACCCAAUGAACGUUCACGCAUGGGUGCCGCAGUCUAUGCGGGAGCUCAGUUUGGAACAAUUAUAUCAAUGCCGUUGUCUGGAUUGCUGGCUGAAUACGGAUUCGAUGGUGGCUGGCCAUCGAUAUUCUAUGUGUUUGGAGUGGUGGGCACCAUUUGGUCCAUUGCUUUUCUGAUUAUGGUCUUCGAGGAUCCAUCGUCACACCCGCGCAUAGAUGAGCGCGAAAAGAAGUACAUCAACGACUCGUUGUGGGGCGCCGAUGUGGUGAAGAGCCCUCCCAUACCUUUCAAGGCCAUCAUAAAAUCGCUUCCUUUCUAUGCGAUUCUCUUUGCACACAUGGGUCACAACUAUGGCUAUGAAACUCUGAUGACUGAACUACCCACCUACAUGAAGCAGGUGCUGCGAUUCUCGCUCAAGUCUAAUGGUCUGCUCUCCGCUCUGCCCUAUCUCGCUAUGUGGCUGUUCUCCAUGUUUAUUUCGGUUAUUGCGGAUUGGAUGAUCACAUCGAAGCGCUUCACACACACCUCGACGCGCAAGAUCAUCAACAGCAUCGGUCAGUACGGACCUGGUCUAGCGCUCAUAGCUGCCUCCUACACGGGCUGCGAUCGCGCACUGACCCUAGCGAUACUCACAAUUGGUGUGGGUCUGAAUGGCGGCAUCUACUCGGGCUUUAAGAUCAAUCAUCUGGAUCUGACUCCUCGAUUCGCUGGCUUCCUCAUGGCUAUCACGAAUUGUUCGGCCAACUUGGCAGGUCUCCUGGCACCUAUUGCAGCAGGCAGCCUGAUCAACAACAAGCCAACCAUGGGUCAGUGGCAGAUUGUUUUCUUCAUAGCCGCCUUUGUGUACAUCAUUUGCGGUACCUUCUACAACCUCUUCGGUUCCGGGGAGCGGCAAUGGUGGGACAAUCCCGAGAAUGACGCCGCCAAGGAGAGCCUUAGCAAUGGUAACGGUGCCGCUGCAAACUCACCAAGGCUGAGUCACAAUUCGGCGGCGGUGGCGGCGAUCACCGCAAACGAGUCCAGGCAAUAAUAGAAGGACCCGAGUCCGUUGCCGAUUACCCACUACAUCUAGUUUAGUACCUAACUACUUUGUUUUAGUUAUGUUAAGCUUAAAAUUGUUAUAGCACGACUCUCCGUGCACCUAAAAAAUAAAAAGACAAUAAUCGAGAAUGUAA
Scaptodrosophila lebanonensis is the source of this 2896-nucleotide messenger RNA. RefSeq names its product putative inorganic phosphate cotransporter. Bases 1186 to 2751 code for a protein of 521 amino acids. Gene Ontology annotation, cellular component: membrane. Gene Ontology annotation, biological process: phosphate ion transmembrane transport; monoatomic anion transport. The record is from RefSeq and is a predicted model, not a curated record. NCBI's taxonomy places the organism in Eukaryota, Metazoa, Arthropoda, Insecta, Diptera, Drosophilidae. The transcript is spliced from 5 exons.